Pieris brassicae (large cabbage white) is the source of this 4137-nucleotide messenger RNA. It is a transcript of the gene 5PtaseI, whose product is annotated as inositol polyphosphate-5-phosphatase A. The record is from RefSeq and is a predicted model, not a curated record. Gene Ontology annotation, molecular function: inositol-polyphosphate 5-phosphatase activity. The transcript is spliced from 12 exons. Lineage: Eukaryota; Metazoa; Arthropoda; Insecta; Lepidoptera; Pieridae. The coding region runs from base 188 to 2338 and encodes 716 amino acids. Gene Ontology annotation, biological process: phosphatidylinositol dephosphorylation.
GCGAGGGCUGUAGAAGAAGGCUGAGCGAAUUUAAAAUUUUACGAAAUUAAUGAUCAUUUUGAUUUAAUAGUUCAAUGUUUUUGAAAAACAACAUGACAUUAGAAAUUGUUUAUUUGUGGACUAGUGAGUGAUUAAAUCUUAGUGCCAAGGUUCAACACGAGUAAAAUUGUUGUGAUUGAUUUUCGCAAUGUUGAAGUUUAAAAAAAUGGGCUCUGAUAAAGUCCCUCUGCUCUUAGUAACUGCAAAUGUCGGUUCUAUAUUUGAAGAUCCAUCCGUCAUGCUACCAAUAUGGACUUCAGAAUUCCUUCAAGCCGUAUCAAGAAUGGACCCGAAAUUCAUAGCCUUGCAUUUACAAGAAGUUGGUGGGAAGGCGUACGAGAAGUCGAUGCAGUAUGUUAAAGAUUUCGUGCAACGGCUGUGUGACUGCCCAGAGUUGAGGCUCUACGACAAGAUCAGGAUAUUUCUUGAUGAAGACUUUAGCUCGCCUGAAAAGUUUACUGCGCUUGGCAACAUGUACUUCGCACAUACAUCACUGACUGAUCUCAAAAUAUGGGACUUUGAGAGACGGAACUACGUAGAAGUGACGGGCAAAGAAGUGAACAGUGGUAACAUUGAGAAGAUCACCACUAAGGAGAAAGUCAAGUUUCCACAGCACUUCUUUCCUGAGUGCAAAUGGUCUCGCAAGGGAUUCCUCCGUACACGCUGGUCCAUUCGAGGUACAGCUGUGGAGUUUGUGAACAUCCAUUUGUUUCACGAUGCUUCGAACUUAUUGGCAAUGGAGUCUUAUCCUUCUGUGUACUGCCGAAGCCGACGGCGUGCGUUACGUCAUACCUUAAGACACCUGCAUUCUGAUGUCAACGCGGCACCUUACUUCAUAUUUGGAGACUUCAACUUCCGAACUGAUACUGGAGGCGUUGUGAAGAGAAUAACAGACAAUUUAAUCGCAAAUCGAAUGUCGAAUGGGGCAAAUGUUGAAUCGUCGAAGAUGCAAUACCGAUCUAAGAGUGAAGACAGAGUGGUUCUAACAAUUGGCAAGAAGGAGUUCUCUCAUGUUGACCAUCAGAAGCUCUUCAGGGAGUCCUGGCUCCAAAAGUACGAUCGUGAAUUAGAAGCCUUAAAGCCGCAUUUGUACGAAUUUCCGGUAAAAUUUCCGCCAUCUUACCCCUUCGAGGAAGACGUUCAUUUGCCCACACAUUAUAUGAAAACUAGGUGUCCAGCGUGGUGCGACCGAGUGCUUCUCUCACAGUCCGCGAGACUUUUGGUGCAAGAGAGAGCUGAAAAUCGUGUGCAUAACUCUAGGAAGUCCGUAACAGACUCGACGGACAGUGGAAGUGGAAGGUUGUCUUCGUCAGAUAGCAGCCCAGCCAGAUCCGCCUCACCAGCUAGACAUAACAACCAGUGGAGUCCAAAUAAAAAACUCGAGAAAAAAGGCAGCGUCGCUGAAAUAGAUGGUUUGAAUGUUCCUGUACCUACAGUCAGUAGAAAGAGUAUUGCUGAUCCCACCAGCGUUCAGCAGGCUAUUAAUGCAAGAGUUUCAGACUCGGACGCAACGCCUGGCAGACGUAAACUAGUCCGAAAUCAAUCAGAGGGUUCGCCGAAAGGCGGUGAAUCUUCUGAAAUAAGACGUCUUAUAGACGCACCUUCUAGGCGAAGGAAUGAGUACGGAGUUAUUGGAGACGCAACUUGUAUGGGAGAUCAUAAGCCAAUAUAUUUACGGGUGAUGCUGCAAAGCGAUCGAGGUACCGAUAAAGAAAAUAGACCUCCCGCACGUCUAACCCCCACCCUGCGUAGAAUUCCAACCGACCCCGAUCUGAUCAAAACCCCAAAAAUUCUAUAUAGCAGUCACCCAGACAAACUAUUAUCCGAUGAAUUUAGACUCAAAAGGACGCGUACGGGCUCUCUUAACGAAAAGUUAUUUAGGAUUCCCUACGUACAAAUAACUAGUGCGGAUUAUUGUAGCUAUAACGAUAUAUUCGUUAAUGAUAUCGACACUACCCUGUUAAGCCCCAGGCAAUGCUUAGAUCCAUACACACCGGAAAGUGUCGAUUCUCAUUCGCCCGACGUCGAAGUAUCGUCCGAGGAACAAACGGAACUUAUCGAUACGAUAGAUUUAAAAUCUAAAUUGUCGCGGGAUCGAAGCGUGUCGCCCACGCAGUUGAAAUCUCGAUUAGACAGGUUGUUGAAUGAGACAGAUGAAGUUCCUAAGUUGCAUCGAUUAGAUAGCAAGGAGUCUUGCAAGUCGGAUAGUAGUCGAAAGGGCCUUUGCUGUUUAGCGCUCAAGUGUUAUGGUUUUUGUAGACGUGUGAAGUUGAAGUGUAGUUGCUUCAAAUGCACCUGAUGCUUUAUUGAUCUGAUAAAGUACUGCGAUGUACUUAGUUUUAUUGACAUGUCUGCUAGUAUCUAUAGAUUUUUGUGACUCGAAUGAUUUCACGGCAGAUUUUCACUAGUGAAUUCUUUUUUAUGACACGUUUUGGUAGAUACCAGUUACAUUGUUGUGCUUAAUGCAAUUGACUUGCAUGCAUAGUAUGCAUAUGCAAUAGCCUUAAGAUUAUGUCUAUAAGCUUAGUGUACUAGAUGCAUUGCCAUUGUACGCAUGUACGUUCGUUUGCAGCGUAUAAGUGCGUUAGAACGUACGUUUCUUUUUCGUUACAUUUAAUACUGUGAUCUAGCCUAAAAAGGCUAAACAUUUCUAUUCUAUCGUAAUCAUUAUAUUUUAAUCAAACUUAUAUAACCAAUUUUUUGACGUUAUUACGUAUAAUGAAGUCAAAGGAGUAUGCGUUUAGUACUCUAUGCUCGCGACGGGUGUACUUAUAAGUUUUCUACUAGUCGAAUAAAAUGCAUGGCUACUUAAAUGGUGUUUUAAAGCUCGGAUUUUAUGUCAUAAAUCAUUAUUUUACUAAUGUUGUGUACUUAAUUUUGAAGAUAUUUUUUAAUCUCAUUUAUGUAUAUUAAAUCUCAAUUAUCAUAUAUAUUUUGAUCAUGCAAAAUUUUGAAAAACUUAUAGUGAUCGUGAAGUUCGAGCGAUGUUAAUGCAUUUAAUCGUUUUGUAAGUGUUUUACUUUAACCUAUAAGGUUCUAUAUUGUAUUUUUUUAAUGUGUUACCAACCGUUUUUAAUUUUUAUACUUUAACUGAGAUUUCAAUGAACAUUCGGUUUUAACUUGUACUUUCUACAUCUGUUUUAAAUUUUAUGUCUAUCUGUAAAUAGAUGGUUAGGCUGAUAAAAAAAUAUUUCGUCCAGAAGCGAUCUUCUAAUUACAUAAAUGGCGAAAUAAAUAACGAAGGUAGUUGAUUACUAUUAAAGUAUACUGAAAAACUUUUUAAAUGUUGAUACAAUAUAGGACUAUUAUUAUGGUUUAAUUAUAAGUUUAAAAUGAUACCAAAUCGAUAUAAUUCUAGUCUUAUAUGAGUCUGUCCUUUUCUGGUGCUAUUUUUAAUCUAGGGAGUGCAAAAAGGACAAAGAACUUGUACUCAGUAAAGUAUUAUAUUUAACUAAGAAUACUUCUUAGAAUUAUUGUGGCUUCUCGCUUUUAAAAAACAUCAAAUAUGAUUUGUUCAGAAAAAAUCGCGUCUUUUCUUUAAAAACAAUAUGAGAUAUAUAAAAAAUAAAUUACUUUGUUCAAAUUAAAACAAAGUAAUUGCUGUAUCGAUAAGCGAUCUCAUUCUAUAUAUCUUGUAAAAGCAAGAAGGUAAGGCUAUCUUAGAUAUCCAACGACAACGUCAAAUUAUAAGUAGAUUUUUAAUAUAAACGUCUUGUUUUUUGUUGCUGGAACUCGAAUGUUUAAAACAAAUAGUCGUGAUUGGUGUUCAUUGACUUUUAGUGUCCUUUUCAAGGCUUUUUGACUUUUAUUUAAGAAUGUUAAAAAUAUGGGGAUUCGUGCAAAUUAUACUUUUUACAUCUAUUUUGUAGGCUUAGGGAGUUCGAUUAUUCAAUCAAUGGAAGAUUAUUAUGACUGUGUGUUGUGUUUAACUCUCAAUUAAUUGUCCCGUACACCUGAUUUGUUAUAAAUAAAAGAUUUUUGCUUCUGACUAAUAUUUAGUAAAAAAUUGACAUACAACUGACUACAGAGUUAAACUCACUAAACUACCAAUAAUGCUUGUUAUUGUUAAUUAGUGCUUAAUAAACAUUCCUCAUUUCA